AUGGAAGAACAACCUCCUUCUCUAAAGCGCGCAAGGCUCGAUGAUCUCGACGACUCUCGGGCAGACAUAGCUCUCAACAAUGUUACCGGCCCAUCCUCGCAGCCUCAGCAGCCCUUUGUUCGGGACGAGACGUAUUGGUUCCAAGACGGGAACAUCGUGCUGUUGGUACGCAGUGUGGGCUUCAAGGUCUACAAAGGUCUGCUCGCCGAGCAUUCCGCCGUAUUCCGCGGCAUGUUUGUCGUGGCGCAAGGGGAACAGGCCGCGGCAGAGCAGCUCGACGGAUGCCCAGUCGUCCCUCUCGACGACUCUCCGGACGACAUACGCCAGCUGUUUCGACUCAUCUACCCCAUGAACUCGAACAUCCAGCUCGAUCGGAGCAGCAUCGACAUUGACGUGCUGUCUGCGGUCAUCCGCCUCGACCACAAGUACGAGCUCCCGACACUUCAAGCGCAAGCAAUGAAACACCUGACCACAUACUACACGUCGCGCUUCGAGGACUGGGUGGACGACGCGCACGCGUCGGUCUGGAAGCCCGCGCCCAUUGAUGCGAUAGGCGCCAUCGCGCUAGCGCGCCUCACGAACACCCCCUCCAUCCUCCCUACCGCCCUCUACGAGCUCUGCAGCGUCAAGAUGUCAGAUCUUCUUCGCGGACGCCCGUUAAACGACGGCAGUUUUCAGAAGCUCUCCGAAGAGGACCUCGAGCUGUACAUGCGGACGCGCGACAAGCUCCAGUACUACAACGUGCGCGUCGCCUUCCUCUUCUUUUCCCCGUCGAAGAAGUGCAUCUACGGCCGUGAUCGGCCAGAAUCGGAGUGCGCUGCGUAUCUGAAACGUGUUCUAGAACACUCGGCGCUCCAGGACCUUCCACACAAGGUCUCGUCGGUCUGUGCGCUCGAUGGCUGGCUCAAGAACAUUGCAGCGUACGCUGCAACGGCGAAGAAUGUGGAUCGCUACGGCAUGCACGUGGAGCUGUGUCCGGAAUGCAAGAGCUAUCUCAAUGCGCGCGAUCUGGAUCUGAGGCAACAAGUGUGGCGCAAGCUGCCCGGAGCCGUCGGUCUAGAGAUUGAGGGCUUGCAAACUAUGUCAUAA
Molecule: messenger RNA, 1089 nt
Organism: Trametes versicolor FP-101664 SS1
Lineage: Eukaryota; Fungi; Basidiomycota; Agaricomycetes; Polyporales; Polyporaceae
Exons: 2
Coding region: 1-1089 (362 amino acids)
Molecular function (GO): protein binding
Source: RefSeq, a predicted model, not a curated record